Messenger RNA from Carya illinoinensis, 848 nucleotides. RefSeq names its product mitochondrial import inner membrane translocase subunit TIM14-3-like. NCBI's taxonomy places the organism in Eukaryota, Viridiplantae, Streptophyta, Magnoliopsida, Fagales, Juglandaceae. The transcript is spliced from 4 exons. Gene Ontology annotation, cellular component: PAM complex, Tim23 associated import motor. Gene Ontology annotation, molecular function: ATPase activator activity. The record is from RefSeq and is a predicted model, not a curated record. Gene Ontology annotation, biological process: protein import into mitochondrial matrix. The coding region runs from base 262 to 600 and encodes 112 amino acids.
ACAAGUCACAGGCCCUUCUGGAGAAAGGGAACAUUUGCCGCCCAUUGUAUUGGGUUCUUUCUUGGUGCCCAAGCACGAAUUCCCGAACAUGACAAAGGUUAUAAAUACUAAAUAGCAAAUUCAUCGUGCAUAGACAGAUUUCAUGGGAAGAUUUAAAAAAACCUCGUCGCUGUAUUCUUUCGUGAGGUCAAGAUAAUUGAUCGUUCUGGUUUGUUUGGAUUUUGUGGUCACCAUUCACGAGAGCGAUUACGGAAUAUUCCAAUGGAAACUCCUCUAGUAAUAGGUGGUGCUGUGGCAGGUGCUGCCUCAGGGACCAGAUACUUGAUUGCAGCAUGGCAAGCAUUCAAAGCUCGCCCAAUGAUGCCUCGUUCUCGAAAAUUUUAUUAUGGUGGGUUUGAGAAAGUCAUGACUAGGCGAGAAGCAGCAUUAGUCCUUGGAGUCAGAGAGAGUGCUGUGAUGGAGAAGAUUAAGGAGGCUCAUAAGAGGGUGAUGAUGGCAAAUCAUCCAGAUGCUGGCGGGAGCCAUUAUCUUGCUUCCAAGAUAAAUGAAGCCAAGGAUGUAUUGACGGGUAGGAACAAGGCAGGAAGCUCAGCAUUUUAGAUGAUACAGGGCAGGUAGAAGUGUAUGUUGAGGGGCAUUCAAGUUUUUGGGUGAGUACUUGAGGGUUAUUAUUUGAAAAAGAAAAACUGUAUAUCGGAGGUUCUCUUCUUGGGUUUAUCUAUACUUGCCAUUCAAGUCAAGUCAAAGUAACGGUUUGACUACUGUCAGCAUAGUAUGGCAUUCUCUUUACAUGUUUGUUUUGGUUAAUUACUAGAAAUAAAGUGGUCAAAUGGAGAAAUGGAGAAUAA